Morus notabilis is the source of this 399-nucleotide messenger RNA. RefSeq lists its product as uncharacterized. The transcript has a single exon. The record is from RefSeq and is a predicted model, not a curated record. NCBI's taxonomy places the organism in Eukaryota, Viridiplantae, Streptophyta, Magnoliopsida, Rosales, Moraceae. Bases 1 to 399 code for a protein of 132 amino acids.
AUGGGGGACCUACGACCUAAUGGGGGGGACCUACGACCCAAAUGGGGGGACCUACGUCCCAAAGUAGGGGACGUACGACCCAAAGGAGUUGGUGUCGUGGCGUGUCGACUGGCUUUACCCCCUGAACUAUCUCACGUGCAUGACGUGUUUCUCGUCUCGAUGCUUGACAAAUGUAAACCUAUUCCGGAAGCUAUAAUGCAAUGGUAUGACGUUCCGAUACAGUAUGACGCGACAUACGAAGAGGCACCGGUUCAGAUUCUUGAUCGGAAGCUGAAGAGUUUGCGUCAUCGUGAGAUUCAACUAGUGAAAGUGACGUGGCAGCACCAUGGAGUUGAGGAUGCAACAUGGGAGCUUGAGAUAACGAUGCAGGAGUGGUACCCGCAUCUGUUUUCACUGUGA